Molecule: messenger RNA, 525 nt
Organism: Cladocopium goreaui
Lineage: Eukaryota; Dinophyceae; Suessiales; Symbiodiniaceae
Source: the annotation of a GenBank genome assembly
AUGUCCUUCCUCUCCAAGACUCUGACAGAGGUACUUAACUUGCCCUCCGUCUUCGACCCCAAGCAGCUGCUAUGCCAUGGAGACGUUUCAUGGGUGCUCCAUGUCCACAUCGUUUGUCUGAACUACGACGGCAAUGCCUUUGACCUUUGCCUCUUAGCGGCCAUUGCUGCAUUGGAGGAUGCCGAGCUUCCAGCGCUGGUGAAAGGAACUUUGGGGCCAGAGGCGGGAGAACGUCUUGCCAUUGCACCUGCGAACGCUGAGGACGUUGUGUCGGAGGCGCGAAGGCUGGUGCUUCUGGCAAGACCUCUGCCAGUGACCUUUGCUCGGAUGCCAGGUGGCCAGUGGGUGCUGGAUCCUUGCGCUGUUGAGGAAUCCUUGGGCGCUUCUGUGUCUCUUUGCUUCUUGGAGGGACGCUGGCUGGUCUUCCAUCAGGGUGGUGGUGCCGAUGCCAACCGCUUCUUGGAAGAGCUGAUGCCAGUGGCGCGCACAUCUACGGAGAAGCUGACCAAACUGUUCGAGAACUAA